UAGUCAUAAAACUUUGAAUAAGCUUAAGUGAUAUUGUAGUUUACCUCAGUGAUGCUCAGGGUAACAAAAUGGCCAAGGUACUCGGAGGUAGUAGGAACCCGAGAUGAAGAGAUAAUUUUAGUGAUAACUACAUCAUUCCCAAUAGUUGGCAACAUAUUAAACGUUUCAUUUCGAGCUUUAGGGCCAUUUAAAGACAUGGAGUUUCUGAGAUAUUCAGAAAUGGAUUUGUACAUUCCUCAGAUAUGGAAGCUUGCUGAUCUGUUGACUGAAAUAGGGAGUUGAAGGCAUUUGCAUAAAAAUCUUCGAACUAUUAGAUCAUCCAAUGUAUAGUAUAGUAAUCGGGCUGAAUAUCUAAUUCAAAUUGACAUCUGACUCAUCAUCUGAAUCAUCGAAAGGAACUGCAUUGGAAGAUGAAUGAUCAUUCGAUGACUUUAAAAUAUCAUGAGAAAAUUUGGAACUACCUAGACCAUUGUCGUAUUCAAUCAAUACUGAUGGGGUAUUUUUCUUCAAUCUUCUUCCUGGGAUAACCUCCUGCUUUUCUAAAUGAAUCAAAGGGAUUGAAGAUAUUUUCAAAGAACAUUUGGUCCGAAGGUACAAUAUCUUCAUUGAAUGUGAAUGAGAUGGGUCUGCAGAAUACAAAGGGAUUGAAGAUUUUUUCCCUGCAUAGAAUUUUGAAUAGGUUACAUUAAAACAAUCAUUUACUUUCUUAUUGCUCAAAAUUUCUAAAGAUUCAAAGACAGUAGGUACUCAUCAGUUUGUGCAUUGUUUGAUAGACUUCCUCAUUUUAUGCCUUCGUUACAUGGGAAGAUUGGAGGAUUGGUCAGGUUGAUCUAUUAAAAGUGGGCCCACAGGAAUUUCCUCAAGAGGCGCGAGUAAAGGCUCCAAGGGAUUCGAUAAAGAGCAAUUGAACGUAUCCUUCUCAUUUAGACCUUGAUUAUAAAAUGCAACAUCCCCCCGACUCAUUUAAGACUAUCUUCUAACUCAUUGAAGGCAGCCUUCACAUGAAGAUCACUAUCAUUAAAUGCAACAUUCCCUGACUCAUUUAAAACCGCAUUUUCUGAUCCAACUAACCUAUGAACUGGUGAGUGUAAAAUUUCUUCCUUGGUCAUGGUGGUGACGGCUUUAUCUUCCAUAAAUUGCUCUAUCCUAUUUAAAUCCAAUGAAUUUGAAAAGUCAUUUAAAGAUAAUUCACGGUUGAUGAUAUUAGGAGAUUCUAAAGAAGAAGCAUCCGAAGGGAAAUGCUUCCUUUUUUUCAUAUCCUUGAUCACAAUGGUUGCAUGAAAGAAGCCCCUGAAAUACUCUCCAAUUGCUUCAAUCGUACUUCGUCUCCAGUUUAUUCAAGCAAUUUGGAGACAACAAAACGCUCACCGAAAUUUUAUGUAUCACUUCUUUUGCUUCUCUCACCCAAAAUGAUGGUUCAAUCAAGUUGUCAAUACAAGAAAUCCCUGCAAGCUGAUUACUCUUUGGAUUAUUCCUCUGUUUCAUCUCCACAAAGUGGUUAUUCUUCAGAUUAUUCCUCUAAUUUGACUUCACAACCUCUGCAGAUCUUCUGGACAAAGAGACUGGAGUUUUGGGAUUCUAUUCAUCUUUCUUGAUCUUUAAUCUUUCAAAGGUUACUGAAAGACGAUGUGAUAUUGGCUUUUCAAUCGUUAUUGGGUCCCCUGGAUACUUCAAUGGUAGAUUCUUCUGAGGAUUCAAGAUCAUGGUUAUUAGAGCUCUCUGGCUCUUUCUCGGUGAAGUAUAUCGAGAGAAUUAGCUUAUGCUACUCCUUUACAGCCAAACCUAUUCAAAAUAAUAUGGAAAUCUCGUAGUCCAAAGCGUAUUAAUAUUCUGUUGUGGACCAUUCCUUUGUAGCAAUCACUAUUGAUUGCCCAGGAUGUCCU
Cucurbita moschata (crookneck pumpkin) is the source of this 1883-nucleotide messenger RNA. RefSeq lists its product as uncharacterized. The record is from RefSeq and is a predicted model, not a curated record. Bases 1239 to 1595 code for a protein of 118 amino acids. Lineage: Eukaryota; Viridiplantae; Streptophyta; Magnoliopsida; Cucurbitales; Cucurbitaceae. The transcript is spliced from 5 exons.